UCCGCCGGGGUCCUCUCACUCUCGGGCACAGGGAGCAGGUGGUGGGACGCGAUCCUGUCUGCGGUGUGACUCACAGUAUUAUCAACGAAAAUGUACUAUAAGGUCAGCGGAGUCACCGGGAAAUUAACGGGAGCCACAGCAGCGUCCGCUUACAACCCUCAGGGGCUGAAGCCCACGGUUCCCUCUCAGGCUCCUCCCAUGAUCUUUGCUGUACCAACCAAGGUUGUUUCGGAGACUGGGUCUGUGUCACACUACAUGGGAAUUAACAAGGUCCCAGAGCUGCAGAAGAUUUUCCAGAAAACUGAUGGAGCACCGGUUCACCUGAAGCGUGGAGUCAUGGACAAAAUGCUAUAUAGGACCACGAUGGGCUUGACGAUUGGUGGCACCCUCUACUGUUUAAUAGCCCUCUACAUUGCUGCCCAGCCCCGAAAACCACAGUGAACUGCCUUGUCUGUGCUCUGUGUAAUUAUUAAAAAUAUUGUAAUUAUUAUGGUUGGAGUGACAACAUGGACCUUUGUCAUUUUGCUCUAAAAGACUGUGACAGAAUUGUUUUAUUUACACCAGUAUUUUGAUUUCACUCACAAGCACAUCUUUAUCAAUCUGAGAAGCCACAUUUGAUUUUAUUACAUAUGUACAUUUAUUACAUAAGAGUUUAUUGUAUCCAGUUUGGUCAAUCAUUAUCUUCUCAUAUGGUCAUCUGAUGGGACCGGUCUUGUUUUUAACAUCAUACACUGAUGUACUGAUCUAUUUUUAUCCCCUCAUAUCUUUUGAGAAAAUGACAGCAAGCGUGUCAGCCUGUAAAUGAAGUCCUUGCAAUUUGUACGUAGCAGAAUAAAUAUAUUUUGUUUGUAAAAAGUGAACAAUGAAA
This is a messenger RNA of Labeo rohita (rohu), 868 nucleotides long. Its product is annotated as cytochrome c oxidase subunit 7A-related protein, mitochondrial. The coding region runs from base 91 to 441 and encodes 116 amino acids. Lineage: Eukaryota; Metazoa; Chordata; Actinopteri; Cypriniformes; Cyprinidae. The transcript has 3 exons. Gene Ontology annotation, biological process: regulation of oxidative phosphorylation; mitochondrial respirasome assembly; mitochondrial electron transport, cytochrome c to oxygen. The record is from RefSeq and is a predicted model, not a curated record.